UAUGAAUCUUUUCAAAUGGUUAUUUAUGAUUGUGAACUCUCAUAUUUGGUUUAUUCAUUAGGUGGCAUAGUAUCUCCAUCUAAUCCUCUGUAUAAAGAGGGCGAACUCACAUUCCAAUUUGUUGAUUCCGGCGCAUCUAUAAUAUUUGCACAUCCAAACUAUCUUGAUGUCGUUGUUGAAGCAGCAGAAAAUGCCAAGAUUCCAAAAUCUAAAAUUUUUUUGUUUGGAGAAAAAGAAGUCGACGGAUUUCAACCUUACUGUUCAUUAAUCGGUGACCAUGAAAUUGAGCCUGUCUCAUAUACAUCCGAAGAAGCUAGAACGACGAUUGCAUUCCUGUGUUACAGCUCUGGAACUACUGGAAAACCAAAAGGAGUAGAAACUACCCAUACAAAUAUUGUUGCAAAUGUGGCGCAGAUUACUGCCGUGGAUAAUUCUAGAAUGGACGAUAUCUUUAUGGGAGUUUUGAAUCCUAUUGCAAAAAAUUACGACAUCUCAAGUUUGAGAAUGUUAAUCAGUUCUGCAGCUCCGUUAAGCAAAUCGAUGGGUGAAAAAUUUUAUAAUAUUCUUAAAAUACCGAUUAAACAAGGUUAUGGGCUUACUGAAAUGUCGCCAGCAACUCAUGUGUGCAAGUCGGAUAACAUUGUUGCUGGAUCAGUUGGUGGUCUCCUUCCUAAUAUAGAAGCUAAGAUAAUAUCGGAAGAAGGGCGUGAAUUAGGGUGUAACGAAAGUGGAGAGCUAUGUGUUCGCGGCCCAAAUGUCAUGAAGGGUUACCUUAAUAAUGAAGAAGCCACAAAAGCUUCCAUUGAUGAAGAUGGAUUUUUACAUACAGGAGAUAUCGCUUAUGUUGACGAUAAUAGGUUACCAAGUGGCACCAUCCGACUAGAAGAAAUUUUACUUACUCAUCCUGCAGUAGCUGAUUCAGCAGUUGUAGGAUAUUAUUCUACGUCAGAUUUAACUGAAUUUCCGACUGCUUACGUUGUAACACAACCUGGAUAUGAACAAACACCAGAUCUAUCAAAAAAUAUUCAACAAUAUAUAAGUGAUAGAGUAGCUCCACAGAAGAAAUUAAGAGGUGGUGUCGUAUUUAUUGAUCAAAUACCAAAAAGUUCAGCAGGAAAAAUUUUAAGAAAAAUUUUGAGAGAUAGACUAAAGACUGAGUUUGUUUAUCCCGUAGAUGAUAAAUUAUAA
This is a messenger RNA of Scutellospora calospora, 1188 nucleotides long. NCBI's taxonomy places the organism in Eukaryota, Fungi, Glomeromycota, Glomeromycetes, Diversisporales, Gigasporaceae. The record is from the annotation of a GenBank genome assembly.